Messenger RNA from Dentiscutata heterogama, 1573 nucleotides. The record is from the annotation of a GenBank genome assembly. Lineage: Eukaryota; Fungi; Glomeromycota; Glomeromycetes; Diversisporales; Gigasporaceae.
UUGUCUAAUAAUGAAAAGUUAAUACUUGAAUUGGAUGAAAUUAAAAUUCAAAAUAAUGAGAUCAUGUUAGAAAAUAAGAAUUUACAUGAAGAAGUCGAUCGUUUACGUGAAAAUGGUGACGAACUUGCUACUGAUAUUAGUAAAUUACAAAAUGAAUUAUCAUUUUACCUAAAACAACAUGAUGAAAAUACUACUUUGAAUCAGAUUCAAAAGGAUGAUUUAACAAACAAUAAUAAUACCUUAUCUUCUCAAUUGGAACAAUUACAAAUUAAAUUGGAUAGCAUUACUCAACAUCGUGAUGAAAUAUUAAAUAAAAAUGAUACUCUAACAUCUCAACUAGGACGAGUUCAAGAUGAAUUAAAUCAAGUGAUAAAUCAACAAAAGGAUAAAGAUAAUUCUUUAAUCAGUGACCUAACAAAAGAAUUAAAUCAAAUGAAAGAACAAUGUCGUACGCUAAAUGAACAACAUAAAGAAUUACAGCGUCAAAAUCAUGACAUUGCAUCUGAACAAAAACGUUUGCAGACUGAGAAUGAACGGUUACAAACCGAACUUGAACGCAUGAAAGUAGAUUCUAAUAAUAUUGUUCAUCAACGUGAUGAGUUUAAACUUCAAAACGAAUCGAUAAUAUCAGAAAUUACAGUGUUAAAACAACAAUUGGAAGCCGUAUCACAUAAUAAAGAAAUGUCAGUAACUGAAGCAAAUACUUCACAACAGACCAAUGAAGAAUUUGAUACUGUUCGUCAGAAAAGAGAUGAAUUAUCUACAGAAAAUGUGGCAUUACAAGCGGAAGUGGGUCGUCUUCGUGAUUUAUUAGAUAAUCUCAUUGUAGAACUUGAACGAUCACGAAAGGGAUCGAAUGAUCUAAUGCAACAACGGGAUGGAUUUAAAUCUUUAAAUGAAGCUCUUAUGUCAGAACUUUCAAGAAUAAAACACGAAUUGGAUAUUGAAGUUCGUGAAAAUUAUUCACCUACUGCUGAAAAUAUUAACCCUCACAUUCCAUCCGCUCGAAGUUCAACUUACCCUGUUUCCGCACCGCUCACACAAUCACAGCAGUCACAUUUACAAAACUAUUAUUCCCCGUCCGUGGCUACACAAAGAAACCUACCACAGCAAUUAAUUACACCACAGCCACUUGCAAAUACACCAAAUGGAACUUCAGAAUAUGUGAAUGAAUCUUCUGAAGAUCCCAAAGUUUACAAAUCACCGCAAAUGUCGUCAACUGUCUCGUUACCCGCAUCACCUUCUCAAAUAUCUGUAGCUAGUAACCGUACUUUCACAAAUGGAUAUUCAGAAAAAAAUAUUAGAAGAGCUAGCAUGUAUAAUCCAUCAAAACCACUACCUAGCUUGCCAACAAAUGGACAAGGUCAACGACCAAAAAGUUUUGCUUUCAGCCUCUCAAAUAGAAAAUCAUUAAUAUUACCAGAUAAGACAGAUAAAAUCACGUCUUCACAAUCAAAAAUUCCAAAACAAAUACCUAUGUGUCAGCAAUGUUUAAAGAAACAUUGUAAAAAGAAGUUCCCUAAAGGAUAUUCAAAAUUUUGUUCAAGUACAUGUAAAAGCGCUGCACAGAAAG